Molecule: messenger RNA, 5671 nt
Organism: Odocoileus virginianus texanus
Lineage: Eukaryota; Metazoa; Chordata; Mammalia; Artiodactyla; Cervidae
Gene: LSM11
Product: LSM11, U7 small nuclear RNA associated
Biological process (GO): mRNA 3'-end processing by stem-loop binding and cleavage
Cellular component (GO): U7 snRNP
Molecular function (GO): U7 snRNA binding
Source: RefSeq, a predicted model, not a curated record
AUGGAGGAGCGGGAGCGGGGGGCGAGGUCGGCUCGCGCUGGGAGCCCCGCGCGCCCGCCCAGCCCGCGGCUGGAUGUCAGCUCUGACAGCUUCGACCCGCUGCUGGCCCUGUAUGCGCCCCGCCUGCCUCCCAUUCCCUACCCCAACGCGCCCUGCUUCAACAACGUGGCCGAGUACGAGAGCUUCCUCAGGACCGGGUUACGGACGCGGCGGCGGGGUCCGGGUCGGAGCAGGAAGGCGCCGCGCAACGUGCUCACGAGAAUGCCCUUGCACGAAGGCAGCCCUCUGGGUGAACUCCAUCGCUGUAUCCGGGAGGGGGUGAAGGUGAAUGUUCACAUCCGCACUUUCAAGGGACUUCGGGGCGUCUGUACCGGCUUCCUCGUUGCAUUUGACAAGUUCUGGAAUAUGGCACUUACUGAUGUGGAUGAGACCUACCGAAAACCUGUUCUAGGCAAAGCAUAUGAACGGGAUUCUUCAUUGACUCUCACCAGGCUCUUUGAUCGACUAAAACUGCAAGAUUCUUCCAAGAAGGAAACAGAUUCUAAGUCUGCAGUUGAAGACUCCACUCUCUCCAGAUACUCCCAGACAUCCACAUGGAAGGUGGCCUCGGUGUGGGGAAGAGGAGACACCGACCGGAGUUCACGCAGGCGUUCCCGCUCCGUCCCUUCUUCCCUGCAGGCGUCUGCAAGGGAAGAGUCCAGGUCAGAGCUGUCAGGGAGGACUACACGGACAGAAGGGUCCAGUGCGGGGGGUACCUUUUCCAGGGCUACCACCCUUUCCAGGGGCCAGUCCCGUAAGAAAAAGAGAAAGCCCAAAGUGGAUUACCAGCAGGUUUUCACUCGACAUAUAAAUCAGAUUUUCAUUCGAGGCGAGAACGUCCUGCUGGUUCAUCUUGCACAGUGACUGGCUCAGCCUCACUUGAGCUUUGGUUUUAGAAAUACAAUGCAUGAAUUGCUGCUAUGCUGUAUCCUAGUAUCCCAGUGUAACUCUGAGUUGGAGUGAUCCCUCUGGUCCAGCAUGUGCAGAGCAUAGAGCCAGGCUCGGGCCCUCUGGGAGAUGAGGUCCUAAAGGGAAAACAGGGCUUGAGAGGGUGGUGGGUGUUUGCAUUAAUAUCACAGCAAAAGCUGUACAGAGCAUGGUAUAUGCAUCUGAUUUGGUAUUAUGGUCUACUGCAUACACUCAAACCAAAUAUAAGAUCUUGAAUUGGGGAGCAUGGUAUGAACUGAAUUAACUUCACAGACACUAUAGCAUGGGAAGGAGAAAGCCUCCGCAGGAAGAAUGAUCUCAUUUCUAGAAGCUAGUGCCCUGAGUACUCAUGAACUUGUAUCUAAGAGUAGCAGUAUAAAUCACCCCGAGCCCUGCAUCCGCACCUUGUAACUAACCUUUAAGUUUCUUUCUUGAUCGAGGAAUGUACUUUGCUAUCUCUUAAUAUCUGUAAGAUAUAAGAAGGCUACGCAUUUAUGUAAGAGUGAAAUCUGGGUGGGUGGCAUGCUCCAAUGAAUGAUGUGUCUUCAUCCCGCUCCAUGUUAUGGGAAGAAAUAGGGGACCUUGUUGUUGGUUUUCCUCUUGCCAGAGGGAGUUUCUGCAGAUGGUGUACCAGUUGGGACUGUAGGAUGCUCUUGUCCUUCUCUUCUUUCACUUUUGUGGCAUGGUGCUAGUGCAUGUACCUGCGUAUUGCUCCUCUGUGUAUAGUGUGACCUGUCCUUUGAGCUUUAUAGCAGGAGGCUGUGACUUUCAUGACUGGCUGCAAAGAGUUCUGCAUGAACUCAAGCAUACACACACAUCAUGUGGCUGAGAGUACCCUUUCUGGGCAGGGCUGGCCCUGUCCUGAGUGUCUUUCAGGAUGGUUUUCCAUGAAACCGGGGUGGAGUUUUAUUCCCUUGUGUCAGGCCAAAGAGGUUCUCACAAAGUACAACAGCGGUGUCUCUAAGGGACACGUUACUCAGCCCGGCUUGAGUAACCGAACACCAGACCACCUGCUACUAUUUCUACUUGAAUUAUAUGCUUUUUCAAUCACCAGUGCAAAGUAGACUAUAUCUCGACACAGACUGUUAGGCAAUAUUGACCUUUUGUUUUGUUAGUUUAUUGACCUUUUGUUUUGUUAGUUUAUGUUAGGUUGUAUUUUAGAUAUCUUACAUUCAAAGUGAGAAUGAGAAAUAGCUCACUAGUUAAAAUGUUUGAAAAGAAAAACUUCUUCUGCUGUAUUUGUUGUGUAACUUAAAUGAGCCUUCUGAGAAGCAGGUGAGUCACGCUCAGAGAGUUGGGCUGGGACUCCUGGGCCUUCAUCUGGCUGGGCCUCUGGCUCUUCAUGGAGUGAGAGGAGAGCAGAGUAACCCCUCUGUGCCUCAGGUUUUUCCCACCAGACACCUACCUCACAGGGGUACUGAGGAAAAGACUCUGGGGAAGGCGUUUUACAGUCUUUUAGCAUAUGUAAGUGCCAUGAGUAAUCUUUACUCACUGUUUCAUUGCUUGCUAGAAGUUCACUGUCUCAUGAGCAGAGUAGGUGCUAUAUAAUAUAAGAACAUAAUCUCUGUAGGUGUUAACAGUUAUGAUCUUCUUGUCAUCAGAAGGCAGUGACAUCUUCAGGAACUACUUUCCAUGUUCCAUUCCUUUCUCCUAAGGGACAAUGGAAGUUCUCAGAAGAAUAUCUUUAGUGAAAGAAAAGUAACAAUUUUUUUGCUGCUCUCCCACAUCCCAGCCCCCACUCUUUUCUGGUUGUGAUGAGAGGGAAUUCCCCUGCACUUUUUGGGGGGUUUAUAUGCCAGCACUGAAGGAAGGAUGUGAAUCUAAAAAUAGCACAUCCUUGAAAGGGAAUCUGUGGAAGUUGUUUUAUUUGAUUUUGUUUCAAAGUGGGUUUUAAAUAUACUCUUUAGAACCAGAUGAGAUGCACUAAACAUUUAGAAAGGUUCUAGUUUACACAUGCAAGUGAACACUUAUCUUUGGACACUGCCAGUCUGAAUCUUUUUAAGUAGUAUGUUCUAAAAUCAGUCAUCUUGUUAAUCGUCAGGUACCCCACCUUUACCGGUCUCCCCUGUUUGACUGUCCCCAUCUGUCUGUCUGUUAUGUCCCUCAGCUGGAAGCUGUAAUAGUUACUAGAUGUUCGCAAUAAAGGAGAAAUUAAUCAGUGUCCAUUGAUUGUAGUGCCUGAUUAAAUCUAACCUUAUUUUAAACACAUGCCUAUUUCCUUGUUUGCAUAUGAUUUUCAUGUAUCCACAUAACGAUUGAUUUACUGCUUUUCUGCCCAACAAUUAUGGCUCUAAAAAUUAUUUUAAACCUGUGUGCAAUCUGUCUUGCGUGCCCAUACCCACCCCCCCAUUUAUUGGUUUGGACAGUGAUUCUGGGAUGAGUACUGUCUAGUAAAUGUGAUGUUUUGUACAAAACAUGAUAAUCAUUAUUUUAGAGAAGUAAAUUUUAAAAAUUAUUGCCUUUUCUUUAUUAUUGGAGAAAUUUUUCAAAACGAAGGAAAAAUAUAUUCUAAAAAUGUGUAUGCUGCUCAAAAAUGUGAUCAUCUAGGACAUUUUUAACAAAUUGCUAUGGAAAUAACUGAAGUCUUCCUCAGGAGAAGGCAAGGAAAGAAAAAGGGGAAGUAACAACCAGAACGGUAGAUUUCUGGAGGCCCCCCAUCAGCUCACCAAGGGGGCCCUAAACAGCUGAUAUACACCACAACUGGCUUCUGGUAUUCUCCAGGGAUUUGAGAUUGAGUCUCUAGUUCUUAUUUUUUUUAACAUUGAACUGAAGUUCUUCAGAGUAAUCUCUAGAGAAGGGUUCCUGUUUUCAGGGCAGACCUAUGAACUUGUUGAGGUCUUCUCAGGGGUAUCCAAGUUUGUUAGAAAGUAACACGGGACUGAGAGAUGGAAGGUGUGGCUUCACCCCCAGGACGAUUUCAUGGGCCAUUAUUUGUACACAGAGUUGGUUCUACUGCUUCACCACUAGGAGAGGCUGCACUUUAGGUUGUUUGUGCUGGUAUUUAGGAAGUAUUUCUGCUUUCUUUCAGAGACCAGUUAUGAUAGAGGUGGGCUGUUUGUGAGAUGGUUAGCUAGAGUUGUCAGUGGCAGGUGGCCUUAGACCAGUUGAUUCCUCCUUCUGCAUGGUGCAUGUCAAGUCAGAAAACCUAGAAGCUGUUAUCAUUAAAGUCAAGAUGCAUAGGAGUCCUUGCUAGAGUCGUUAGUGAAUGAAGAAGGGCUUUACCUAUCCUCAUGGUGAAAAGGUCCAGGAGUACCUUUAGAGAGUAUCAGCCCCAGCCUCAGAAGCCUUAUACAAACUUAGGUGUACUGCUUGUACCCCUUGAGAAGGAACCUAACGAUGCAGAAUGGAUAUUUGUAUUUCUGUUUGUACUAUUUUCAUAGCAGCAGACAUGGGCAAAAUCAUGAAAUAGAAUCUGUUCUGUAAAUUAGUUUUUUAAAUUUUCUCCUAUUUUUGCCUUUAGGAACAAAUUUAAAUUAUUCAAAGACAGCUAGCUGUCACUGGUGCUGCCCCAAAGCUUUCUAAUCCUUUAUAUAUUUUUAUGAAUGAAAUGGUUGCUGUGGGAAGACCAAGAUUCAUCUAAGAGUGUCAUGGUAUAAACAGAAUGGUUUGCAGUUGUUUGAAUUUUACUUUUCCUAUGCCAGAUAUAGAAUGCAGUCGACCCCUUUUCAGUAGCUUCUGUUCAUCAGCUUGUGUGUUUCUGGGUAGCAACUCCCAGAAGGCUUUUCUUAGUGUUUGUGAAGAAAGAAAAUCUCAUUGAGGCCUGUGUUGCAAAGGUGGGUGGUCUGUCAUUACUUCCCGGCAAAUUGAGUUGAUGGAUUUAAGAUAAGCCUUUGGGGUUCCUUCAUCGUUUCCUGGGCUUUGAGGAAAGGGUGGGCCUCCUUUACUCAUGGUGUUUUGAGUGUGUUUCAAAUGUUUGUAAGUUCUCUUGCACUCCUCUAAUAAAAAUGAAAGCUGUCUGUCAAGACAUGGCUUUGGAUGGUUUGGAGAUCUAGGAGGGGAAAAAAGAAGUACACCUGAGACCUUCAGUUGGUCUUUUAUUUAUUUAGAAUAAAAAGUAGUUUGAUAAGCUACCAGAGCUAGUGCUUCUUUAGAAACAUUCUCUGAAGAGAUAGGAACUGUCCCACAGGAAAGCUAUAAAAGCUAUUCCCAGUACAUUGCAAUUGCUUUUGAUUUUUAAUCCUUUGGAGCAAAUGUCUGAUGUUAUGUUUUUAGAGCUGUGGGGGGAAAAUGUUCUUUAACAAAAAUUUAGGGGUGUUACUGAAACAAUGACUGGCUGAAUUAUGUGUGAGCUAAGCUCUAGGGCAGCUGUCCAGUUCUUUUUCUGUUGUCCUGACAGUAAAGCAGAUAGUAAGCGAUGUCUUGAAAAGUGAUUUGCUUAUUCCAACCUGACAUCUAAAGGCAUUAGCCUCUUAUUUGGCAGCCCUGGGGAAACCCCUCCACACCAUGACUUAUUACCUUGUUUUUUAGACAAGGCUAAACCUGGAUGACUCUGUGUAUUAAUAGUUUCACUCUUCAUAUACCAGCUGCUACAAGAAAAACCAUGACUUUUAAUCUUGUCUUGAAAUUACUCCUCAUUGUUAAAUUCACCUAAACCCUUCCUGUGUAUGAAGGGUUGCUGCUAGUAAUGUCAGUUUGCAAUGUUCUGCUUUCGGUAUUUGUCAUAUGGGAGUCUGGAGACUGUAAUAAAUAUGAUUAUCUUAAUAAA